Messenger RNA from Oryctolagus cuniculus (rabbit), 1663 nucleotides. NCBI's taxonomy places the organism in Eukaryota, Metazoa, Chordata, Mammalia, Lagomorpha, Leporidae. The record is from RefSeq and is a predicted model, not a curated record.
CAGCGCACUCGGGGUCGGAGUCCCGGGUCGCCACGACCCCGAGCGGACGCCCCCGCGGGCCUCUCCCCACGGCGCCCCGCUGCCACGCGCCGGUGUCCCCCGACGGCUCCGAGUCUGUGGGAAGCUGGGGCCGUUCCCCGUCCCGGCCUCCUCCUCGGGGACCCUCAGCUCACGCGCGGUGCCCCAGGGGCCCCGCUGCACGCCUUGCAGAGCAUGCUGGAGCAGCUGCUGAUCCACCAGCCCCAGGACCCCAUCCCCUUCAUGAUCCAGCACUUGCAGCUGGACAGCGAUGACGUGCCGAAGAUUGUGAUAUUAGGUCCACCCGCGUCGGGAAAAACCACCAUCGCGAUGUGGCUUUGCAAACACCUGAACUGCAACCUGCUCAACACGGAGAACCUGAUGGGGAGAGAACUUUCCCUUCUGGCUGCUGAGGCCCGGAAAUAUUACCGGAGAUUCCGGAGCCUCCCCAGCCAGCUGGUUGUGAGGCUGGUUCAGGAACGCCUGGCGGAGGAGGACUGUGUCCGGCGGGGCUGGGUCCUGGACGGCCUCCCGGAGUCGCGAGAGCAGGUGCUGAUGAUCCAGACGCUGGGCCUCGCCCCCAGACACGUCAUCGUGCUGAACGCGCCGGACAUGGUCCUGAUAGAGAGAAACCUGGGGAAGAGGAUCGACCCUCAGACUGGAGAGAUCUACCACACCACCUUCGACUGGCCCCCCGAACCCGAGACGCAGAACCGCCUGGUGAUACCAGAGGGCAUCUCGGAGCUGGAGACGGCUCGGAAGCUGCUGGAGUACCACAGGAACGUCAUCCGGAUCCUGCCCUCCUACCCCGGAAUCCUGAAGGCCAUCAGCGCCGACCAGCCGUGUGUGGACAUCUUCUACCAGGCUCUGACCUAUGUCCAAACCCACCAUCGAUCCAACGCCCCGUUCACCCCGAGAGUGCUGCUGUGCGGGCCCCUGGGCAGCGGGAAGAGCCUGCAGGCCGCCCUCCUGGCCCAGAAAUACGGCCUUGUCAAUGUCUGCUGCGGGCAACUGCUGAAAGAGGCUGUGGCGGACAAGUCCAAGCACGGCGAGGUCAUCCGGCCCUUUUUUGAAAAGCACAUGGCAGUCCCCGACAGCAUCAUCAUGAAGAUACUGACCCAGCGCCUGGACCGGCAGGACAGCGUGCAGAGAGGGUGGGUGCUGCACGGCUUCCCGCGAGACCUGGACCAAGCACAGAUGCUGGACAGCCUGGGCUACAGCCCCAACAGGGUCUUCUUCCUGAACGUGCCCCUGGACUCCGUCAUGGAGCGGCUGACGCUGCGAAGAACGGACCCCGUCACAGGAGAGAGGUACCACCUCAUGCACAAGCCCCCCCCGACGCUGGAGAUCCAGGAGCGCCUCUUGCAGAACCCCAGGGACUCCGAGGAGCGGGUGAAGCUCAAGAUGGACCUGUUCUACCGGAACGCGGCCGAGCUGGAGCAGUUCUACGGGCAGGCCGUCACCGUCAACGGCGACCAGGACCCCUACACCGUCUUCGAGUACAUAGAGAGUGGCAUCAUCAACCCCCUGCCCAAGAAAGUCCCCUGAGGGGGCUCCGAACGGGCACCCCGAGAAACAAGUUACCCCCCACCCCGGCCCCGACCUUCUAGAAAGUUCCUCAGGCCAAUAAAGUGCUUCGAGUGCA